GAAUGGCCGUGAUAGCAGCGCUUAUAAAAGGAGCAGGAGGUGAUCUUAGAAAAACAAUUACAUCUUCUCCAGAUUAUUCCAAAGACACAGUUUGUGUUUCUUGUGAUCUGAUUUCUAGCUCUGGGCUGUAUCAUGGCAUGGGAUAGUUCAAUGUUUCUAUUUUCCUGAGCAUAAAAGUGGAGAUGUUAAUUGCCCAGGAACGUGUUGCUUGAGGCUGUUCAUCUGGAGCUAUGUUAGUUGGAAAUAAUCUAUUGCUUGAGAGUAAUAAAGCAAAUUUUCUUAGAGAAAAAUAAGCAGUAUUUUAAAAGCGGAACAGAGUUUUCAUCGUAAUCAUGCGAUCAUCACCUUUACCUUAACUUCUGGCCACUCUCUGUCGCUAAGAUGAGCACCCGCCCUUCUUUUGACCCUGAACGUCGAGUCCGGAGCACAUUGAAGAAGGUCUUUGGGUUUGACUCUUUUAAGACACCUUUACAGGAGAGUGCGACCAUGGCCGUAGUGAAAGGUGACAAGGAUGUCUUUGUGUGCAUGCCCACAGGGGCAGGAAAAUCCCUUUGCUAUCAGCUCCCUGCUCUGUUGGCCAAAGGCAUCACCAUCGUAAUCUCUCCACUCAUUGCUUUGAUUCAGGACCAGGUGGACCACUUGCUGACCCUGAAGGUACGAGUGAGUUCCCUGAACUCCAAGCUCUCGGUACAGGAGAAAAAGGAGCUGCUCUCUGAUCUAGAACAAGAAAAGCCACAGACCAAACUUCUGUACAUCACGCCGGAGAUGGCGGCUUCAGCCUCCUUCCAGCCCACCCUGAACUCACUGGUGUCCCGCCGCUUGCUCUCCUACCUGGUGGUGGACGAAGCUCAUUGUGUUUCUCAGUGGGGGCACGACUUCCGUCCUGACUACUUGCGUCUGGGCACCCUCCGUUCACGCCUGGCACAUGCCCCGUGCGUGGCUCUGACUGCCACAGCCACCCCACAAGUCCAAGAGGAUGUGUUUGCUGCCCUGCACCUGAAGCAGCCGGUUGCCACCUUCAAGACUCCCUGCUUUCGGGCCAACCUCUUCUAUGAUGUGCAGUUCAAAGAACUGCUUUCAGAUCCCUAUGGGAACCUGAGGGAUUUCUGCCUUAAGGCUCUUGGACAGAAGGCUGAUAAAGGGUUGGUAUCUGGCUGCGGCAUUGUCUACUGCAGGACCCGAGAGGCUUGUGAACAGCUGGCGACAGAGCUCAGUUACAGGGGUGUGAGUGCCAAGGCUUACCAUGCAGGGCUGAAGGCUUCCGAAAGAACGCUGGUGCAGAAUGAGUGGAUGGAGGAGAAGGUCCCGGUCAUUGUUGCAACCAUUAGUUUCGGGAUGGGAGUGGACAAAGCCAAUGUCAGGUUUGUUGCCCACUGGAAUAUUGCCAAGUCUAUGGCUGGGUACUACCAAGAGUCUGGCCGGGCAGGCAGGGACGGGAAACCUUCCUGGUGCCGUCUCUAUUACUCCAGGAAUGACCGGGACCAAGUCAGUUUCCUGAUCAGGAAGGAAGUAGCAAAACUCCAGGAAAAGAGAGGGAACAAAGCAUCUGAUAAAGCUGCUGUCUUGGCCUUUGAUGCCCUGGUGACCUUCUGUGAAGAACUGGGGGUAACUGCUCUCCGUUGGUCAGCUGCCGCUCCAGGGGGCAUUGUUUCGAUGCCGCCUGCCCCCUUCCCGCUUCCGUGACAUGGACGUGUCUCACUUUGCCUCUCUGAGUCUGUUUCUUUUCCUCAUUUUACGUGAGAGGAGAUGCCCAUCUUUCGAGGCUGUUGGAUUGACUCCUGGAAGCAUAGCGGUGGCUAGCCCAGAUCCUGGCACACGUUGGGGCCCUGCACAUGUGAUUCCCCUCGGGGCGGGGGGCGUCUGGCCACUGCAGGAGCAUCGAGGAAGCCUUUGGGGGCAGUCGUACCCCCUUGUACACUGUUUCAGAGACCCUCCCCAAACACCUCUGGGGAGCUUCAUCUAUGUCCUGCGUUCCCAGGAUGUUUGUGGUGUGUGAGGUGAAGGUAGGUGGUGGGGCAGGCUGGAGACGGGAGCUGUGUUUUAAGUGAUGGUGAGGGUAGCAGGCAGAUGGGUCCCUGGAGGAUUAGAGGGUUUCCUGUCAGAAGUGGGAGGCUCCUUGGGCGCCUGGGUGGCUCAGUUGGUUAAGCGACUGCCUUCGGCUCAGGUCAUGAUCCUGGAGUCCCUGGAUCGAGUCCCGCAUCGGGCUCCCUGCUCAGCAGGGAGUCUGCUUCUCCCUCUGACCCUCACCCCUCUCAUGCUCUCUUUCUCAUUCUUUCUCUCAAAUAAAUAAAUAAAAUCUAAAAAAAAAAAAAAAAAGUGGGAGGCUCCUGGAGUUUAGAUCCCCCCUCUUCUCUCACACCCCACCCCAGGGUCAGCAUGUUUCUGCAAAGGAGAUCAAGAUCCCGGUUUCCAAGUGUACUAAGGGGCACGGGGUCCUAGAAUGCCGUGGUCAUCUACCCCUGCUUCCCUUUAUGUAUGGGAAACAGAGCUGGGAGAGUAGGAAGAGUAAGUGGCUCCUCUGAGGUCACACAGCAGGAUGGGGAGCCUGGCCAGCCCCCCUACUGCAUCACGCUGUCUCUCAUGGAGGCCUAUCUUAGGCAGCCUGCUCUCUGGCUGGCAAGGCAAGUCAGCCUCCAGCGCGGCCUACUGAGGGCACCAUCCAUGCAGUAGGCGCAGUGCAGGGACUAGGGCCCCAGAGCCCUCUAGAAGUGGGUGUGCUCUGCCUGAUCAGCCCCAUUCCACACUCAUGAGUCUGGAGCACUGCUUUUAUUCAGGCACCUCAUGCCCAGGCCAGGGCCACACCUAUUCUCUGAGAACCACAUGUAGCUUGUCACCAGACGGCCAGAUCUUGUCUCAGAUUCACCAAACUCCUUCCCACGCAUAGGGCCCCUCUCCUCUGGUCACACUGAACACGCCCCGCCCCCGCCCCCUGUUGACCAGUGAAGUGGACUUGCACCAGGAGGGUGGUCCCCUCUCAUUCUGGGGCCUCUCUGGGCAUCCCCAAUUCCCGUGUUUUCAGGAGUGCAGUAGCCUACCUGCUGGUCUCAUUCCUGGAGGAGGGAACAGAGGUGCCCAGCAAAGCCCUGGGGGAGACUUUGCAUAGGGCUCAGGAGUUGGGCACCUUUUCUCCUCCCCUCUUCGUCUCCGCUUGGUCUGGCUUCUUCAGCCUGAUUGGCCCUGUGCCUGCAUUGCCUAAUGUAGCCAUCAGAGACUCCUUGAAAGAGGAAGCGGGCAGAGGCCACCUGGGCAAGAGCGGCUUUUUCACUUGUGUUUCCAGGUCCAAAGACCCGGGGAGGGAUUGUGGAGGGGAGGGCUCUGCUUGUGAGCAAGAAGCGGUGUGGAGACCUGGCCAUUCUGAGGGGUGUGAUCCCCAGAGCAGGGAGGAUGCAGGUUGGGCCCAGGCUGCUUGGCUGUGCAGGAAAUGUGGGCUUUGUUGGUCAGAAGCUUUGGCUCUGAAGUCGGCCAUCCUCCAGGCAUUAUGAAGUCAGGACGCUACAGAGUCCCACCCAGAGGACUCUGGGGCAUAGGGCCCCACUCUGGGAGGAAUGCCAGUCCACGCUAGUGGCAGGCCGUGCCUGUGGCCGUGUGGCCGUGGAUGGCAUUGUGCCUUUGCGCCCAGGGCUCCUCUGGUGAGCUGAGUUAGCAAGCUGUACCAGCUGUGGGGUUUCAUCCCGGGCUGCUCACUGAUUCUGUCUGGGCUAUGAACGGGAUGGGGCCACUGGACAACCGAGGUUCUGCCCCGAAGGCUGACAGGGAACCCCCUUUUUUUUCAGUUGACGUUCUGCCAUUUCCACCUUGGGCUUGAGCAGAAUAAACUUCAGUGGGUACCAUGGGAGCUGGAGGGACCUUGUUCUCCUAAGAGGGAGGAGGCACAUUCUAGCAGGUCCCAGGCACUCUUCCCAGUGGGCUAUUUAAAGAGAGGCCCGGGGGGUGCCUGAUGCCUGGUGCCCAAUAUAACCAGCAGUCGUCAGGUGACCGUGCGGUAUGUUCCUCAGCCGUGGUUCUGUAGGGAGUCCCAGUUCCCAGCUGUGACCCAGGAAACGUGGGUACUCUGAGGCUGGCUGCUUCUUGUCCCUUUUACUUUCUCAGGUUUGGAGGGAGGAAGACAGGGAAGGCCAGAGCGGGUACUGAUGAUCACGUUUAUCUUUCUGGUCUAUCUCAAGGAGAUAGGAGGGUCAUCCAUUCUCCUUCCAAAACUGUACUUCCCCAUGAACCAAGGCAAUCAGAGUCCGUCCCAGCCCUAUGAGGCUCGGGAGUGCUUCGGUUGGAAGCAGCCUAAGCAAGUGGCUUCCCAUGGCCCCAGGAAGGGAGAGCAGCCUUGGCUGCCUGUGUGUGGCCCUUCUAGGAACCUUUGGAGGGUGCUCAGUGGCUGAAAUGGCAGCCCAUGGCAGGGGAGGUGAGCCGGGCAGAGGUGAAGGCUGGCAGAGUGGGAGGGACCAGAAAACAUUCCUUUGUGUGGCAUCUCCUGGCACAGAGAACCUUGUGAGAGAGCAGGCGGGCAUCCUGCAGGCCAGACAGCUGCCACUGGGUCCUGAAGCUUCCCGGUUUCCUCCUUGCAAAACUGAUAUUCCAACCCCAGGGGCCCUUUGUGGAAGAGAGCAGGCAGCACGCCGGCCUGUUUAGGACUGAUAAGUGGUGUGCUGAUGGCUCGGGGCCCCUGUCAUCUUGUCAUGGUGGGUUGCAGCCACUCUUGCCCCACCGGGCCCUGUCUUGUUUGAGAAACAGCUAUGAUGGGGCAGACUGAUGGUUGUGGCAGAUUUGCGGGGUCCAGGGGCCUGACCAGUAAGGCAGAGGUGUCCACUGGGCACUGCAUCAAGCCUUAGACGAUGCCCUUUUCUGCCUUGGCUCCAAGCUGCUGUGGGAAGUAGACAUUUGAACCCAGAGCAGUCCUGCUUCCCUAACCCCGUGGCUUUCCAGGACCGGAGGAGGCACUUCCUGCUGCUAGGGAUGGUUCCCCCAGCCCCAGAAGCCAGGCAUCACCCUGCUGUUCCAGCUCAGCGCCUGUGUUCAGGGGACCCAGACCACCUAUGUCCUGUGGCUGCAGGGACUCAGCUCCCCACCCGCUUGCCUUGCAGAUCCGAGCCAGCAGGGGUAGCCCUGGGCUCACCACUGCGCCCUUCCCUUACCCAGCCCUGCCCACUGCCUGCAACACGGAACUGGCGCCUGGCCCCUCUCUGCCAUGCCUGGCUCAUCGCUGCAGGGCUUUUAGUCUCCCCAGCCACCAACCCAGGCCAAAUCCCACAGCCUCUUAUGAGCCAAGAACACUUGGACUGAUCCUUGGUUUCCACUUUUCCCUAGAUUGUUGUUUUUCUUUCUAAGUAGAUAU
This is a messenger RNA of Mirounga angustirostris (Northern elephant seal), 5326 nucleotides long. It is a transcript of the gene RECQL5, whose product is annotated as RecQ like helicase 5. The coding region runs from base 382 to 1683 and encodes 433 amino acids. NCBI's taxonomy places the organism in Eukaryota, Metazoa, Chordata, Mammalia, Carnivora, Phocidae. The record is from RefSeq and is a predicted model, not a curated record. Gene Ontology annotation, molecular function: ATP binding; nucleic acid binding; four-way junction helicase activity. The transcript is spliced from 8 exons. Gene Ontology annotation, biological process: double-strand break repair via homologous recombination. Gene Ontology annotation, cellular component: nucleus; cytoplasm; chromosome.